Molecule: messenger RNA, 1215 nt
Organism: Penicillium mononematosum
Lineage: Eukaryota; Fungi; Ascomycota; Eurotiomycetes; Eurotiales; Aspergillaceae
Product: BCS1 and AAA domain-containing protein
Exons: 1
Coding region: 1-1215 (404 amino acids)
Biological process (GO): protein insertion into mitochondrial inner membrane from matrix; mitochondrial respiratory chain complex III assembly
Cellular component (GO): mitochondrial inner membrane
Molecular function (GO): ATP hydrolysis activity; ATP binding
Source: RefSeq, a predicted model, not a curated record
AUGAAUUCCAACCAGACCAUUCCCACCGCCACGGGGCCGUUGUCCACAACGGACACAGCCAUGUUGGAGGUCCUAGUCCCCGGCUAUGGCUUCAUAUCACGCAUAUUAAUGUCCUACCUGAAUUUUGAUGUCAGCGCCUACCUGCAAGUCCUAGUCAGCCUUGCUGUCUUUGGCGCAACUGCUCGAUACGUUUUACUCAUCAUUUGGGAGCACUUCAAUGAGUUAUUCGUGUCAAGAGCUGAGAUUCGCCUAGACGAUGAGACAUUCCACUAUUUGAUGUUCUGGAUCUCACGCCAGCCACAUAUGAAAAAUACAAACCGAUUCGUCGCUGGCACCAAAACCAACAGUUACUGGAGCGAAAACGAAUCAGACGACGAGCUUGACGAAGACGAAGACGAGGAUGGUCAGAAAGAUGCUUCGUUCGAUUCGUACUGGGCCAAGGUCACCACCCGGGACAAAUACAAGAAGAUCCAAUUCACUCCCUCGGAAGGCUGCCAUUACUUCUGGUACAAGAACCGUCCGCUCAUGCUCGAGCGCGAACACCGGGAAGGUGGUAUGUGGUAUGUGAUGAACAACGAGCGGAUCUUCCUAUCAUCUCUCGGUCGGAACCCGACGAUUCUGAAAUCAUUGCUGGCGGAGGCACAGCAGGCGUAUGUUGAGCGCGACAAGAACCGCACGGUAAUCUACCGCGGCUCGCGGAUUGGCGGUGCUGGUCAAUCUUUCAACUGGUAUCGGUGCAUGGCCCGGUUACCGCGUCCUCUUUCUACCGUGAUUCUUGACCAGGAGCAAAAGCAAGACUUCCUCGAUGAUAUCAAGGAGUACCUGCACCCCCGCACGCGGCGCUGGUACACGAACCGUGGAAUCCCGUAUCGACGUGGAUACCUUCUCCAUGGUCCUCCAGGGACCGGCAAGACGAGUCUGUGCUUUGCAGCGGCCGGAAUCCUUGGACUGAAGCUCUACUUGCUUGAUUUGAAUUCCACGGCCUUGGACGAGGAGAGUUUGUCGUUGCUGUUCUCGGAACUACCACGCCGAUGCAUUGUCCUGCUUGAAGAUAUCGACUCAGCAGGUGUUACAGAGGCUCGGGCCACCGCAUCUGCAUCUACUUCAGAUGCCCCCAUCAAGGAUGGGACCACCAAGGACGGCGCCGUUGAAGCGGAUAGCACAGCCGACAAAGACAAGACGAAAAAAGGGGAAUUACGCUCUCAGGACUUCUGA